Harmonia axyridis is the source of this 2768-nucleotide messenger RNA. Its product is annotated as tigger transposable element-derived protein 6-like. Gene Ontology annotation, molecular function: DNA binding. The record is from RefSeq and is a predicted model, not a curated record. Gene Ontology annotation, cellular component: nucleus. Bases 430 to 2487 code for a protein of 685 amino acids. NCBI's taxonomy places the organism in Eukaryota, Metazoa, Arthropoda, Insecta, Coleoptera, Coccinellidae. The transcript has a single exon.
GGGAAAGUGCUGUACCUAGGGACGGUUGUACCUAGGGACAGUCUAAAUUACCGCCAAGCAAAAUAUCAGACAAACCUCAGAUCCACAAAACAAAUCGGCAACACUGUUCUCCUUCAUAUUAUUUAGUUGUACGCAUGACCGUGAAGUGUCAACAGGUGUUUCAAGUGAUUUAGAAGUUUUCGACGUCCAACGUAAGUAUUUUUACCGGCUACUUCGUUUGUUUUACAUAUAAUCAAUUUGAUUGUUAACAUUAAUGAUUUUACGGUGCUAUUUAUCGUAAUGUUAGCUUCCUAAUCCAUUAAUCAAACUAUUAUAUUUGUUAUGUUUAACUACUUGUUUGACUGUUUUUAGAAAAGAACUCUCCUUGUUGUACCUAGAGACACAUAUUUUGUUGUACCUGGGGCCGUCCCCAGGUACAACAUUAUUGUGAUGUUUUGUUUCAGGAACUCAUCAGUCAUCAUGCCAAGAAGUAAAGAAAAAAAGAGAAGGCCAGGACCUUUAAAAGUUAAUGUAGAGAAUGCUGUUCGAGAAGUUAUAAAUUCAAAUCUUUCAAUCCGUGCUGCCGCAAGCCAAUUUGGAAUUGCAAAGUCUGCAUUAGCAAGACACAUUGAAAUUUUCAAAAAAUCAGGCCAAAAUGAUUUUGUAUAUAAUCCGAAUUACAAAGUCAAGCAGGUUUUCAACGAAGCCGAGGAAAUGGAGCUGGUAAACUAUUUAAAAACAGCUGCUCGAAUGCAUUAUGGCUUGAGUUUGGCCAACGUUAAAAAAUUGGCAUAUGAAUAUGCAAUGCAAAAUAACAAAAAAUAUCCUACUCAGUGGGAUGAGAAAAAAGAAGCAGGAGAUAAUUGGCUCAGAGGUUUUAGAAGCAGACAUUCUGCAUUCCUCUCACUUAGAAAACCUGAGGGUACAAGUUUGGCUAGAGCGACUGCAUUCAAUAAAGAAACAGUAGCUGCUUUCUUUCAAUCAUACAAAAAUGCUUUGGCUAGAGGAAACUUUGAACCAUCCAAAAUUUUCAACGUCGAUGAGACAGGGAUUACAACGGUGCAGAAACCUCCCAAAAUUUUAGCACCAAAAGGACAAAAGCAAAUAGGAGGAAUGACUUCUGGAGAAAGAGGAGUCCUAGUUACCAUGAUAUGUUGUAUUAAUGCUGCCGGAAAUACUGUGCCGCCUUUAUUUGUUUUUCCUAGGGUGAAUUUUAAAAGUCACAUGUUAAAAGGAGCACCACCUGGUGCAAUCGGAGCUGCAAAUCAGAGUGGAUGGUCUAAUGAAGAAAUAUUUUUCAAAUUUCUAGAACAUUUCAUAUCACAUGUAAAACCCACUUUGGAGGAUAAGGUUAUUUUAUUAUUAGAUAACCAUGAAAGCCAUGUUUCCAUACCCACCAUCAAUUUGGCAAAACGAUCGGGAGUCAUUUUAGUUACUUUUCAUCCUCAUACAUCCCACCGAUUACAGCCUCUCGAUUUAUCUGUUUUUGGGCCCUUUAAGACUUACUACAAUAAUGCUAUGACUAAUUGGAUGAGUUCUCCGGGUAACGCAGGGAAACCAGUUACUAUUUACGAUGUAGCUGAAUUGGCAAAUACGGCAUACUUGAAGGCUUUUUGUCCAAACAAUAUAAUCAAAGGCUUUCAAGUAUCCGGUAUUUAUCCCUUAAACACUGAUAUUUUCACAGAACAAGAUUUUUUGCCAUCUUACGUAACAAAUCGAGAGGAUCCACAAUCACACAACCCUCCACCAACCCUUUCUUCUGACCCAAAUCCAUCUUUUUGUGAUGCUUCCGAAAUGGAUCCUAAGCCUUCUGGUUCUGGUUUAAACUCAUCCUCCACCCCAGAAGCUAAGUCGGUCUUUCAAGAAAUAAUUCCGGUUAUGUCAAAUAUUAUUUCACCAUAUGAGGUUUGUCCCAUUCCGAAAGCUCCGCCGCGCAAAGGAAAUGCUUCAAGAGGGCGCAAAAAAGGAAGGGCUCGCGUCCUUACCGAUACCCCUGAACUUAAUGAAAUAAAGGAAGAUAAGACAAAAGCUAUGGAAAAAAAGCGUAAAAAGGAACUGCAAAGAACAAAGACAGUAAAACGGAAGUUAAAUAUCGAAGAAACGUCGUCAGAGGAAGAUCAGAUUGAUUUUGAGAUUAGGAGGGACAGCAGUCAUUCAGAUGAUGCUUCCUUGUCAGAAGUAGAUAUUGAUUCCAUUCAAUUUACCCCAGAUGACCUUCAGGAAGGUAAUUUCAUUUUGGUGCACUUAAAAGGAAAAAAACAGUCAGGAUAUUUUGUAGCCACAAUUUCUGGAAAGGUGGACGAAACAGAAUUCCAAGUAAAAUAUCUGAAGAAAGCAUAUUCCUCCACAUAUGGCUACACAUUUACAGUUGAAGAUGAAGUAGAAUAUACAACUAACAUAAGCGACAUUGUACAAAAACUUCCUCAACCACGUAAAGCAGGUUCAUCUUCUCGGCUAUCAAAUACAUUUAUCUUUCCAGUAUCAUUUGCUAAAAUCAAUUUAGGGUAGUCCUUGUAUCAUUUGCAGUUCGUUUAUUCAAUAAACCUUUCGAAUAUUAGGAAGUAUUUUUGUUUUUAUAUUAUAUUCUGGUUGUAAAGGUAUUUCACUUAUUGUCCCAAGGUACAACUCCUCAAGUCCGUAGGUACAACAAACCGGUUGUACCUCCGGACACUUGUAUAUAGACAAAAAAAGUGCUGAAAAAGUGAUAAAUAUAUAAGUUGGAAAAAUUGCAUUUUCGAAUAAGCUUUACAAAUGUAUGAUCAACCGUCCACAUUUUAUUAUUUUUCAAU